GGAGGAAGCGGCGGUGGAAACGCCGGUGGUGUUGCUGUUGUUGCUGGCGCGGGGCCACCAGGACCCGAGCCGGAUCGCACCACGAGAAUUCACGACGACGACGAAGAGGACAUUACCGAGAGGGAGGACGAGGAGGAGGACGAGGAUCCGUGCAGCUCGCCAGAGCCCGACCUUGAAAACGAGUCCGAACCAAUGGAGAUCCAGGCGUCGGCUGUCACCGCGGCAGCCGCGAAUCUCCACGCGCUCCGUCAGCACGUAUUCAAGAUGUCGGACUACUGGCAGCAGCCCCAGCGCGGUCCACCCCAACAUUCACCCGGGAUACAGCACAGUCCUAUCUCCAAUUCGACGCAACAGCAGCAGCACCAGCAGCAGGUACAGCAGAUGCACAGUCCGCUGGGCCAGCAGCAGCAGCAGCAGCAGCAACAGCAGCAACAGCAGGCCGCGGUGUCGCAGGUGCAGCAGAACGCGAACGCGAGUCUCGGCCAAACCGCGAGUCCCCAGCAGCAAUUGCAGCAGCAGCAGCAGCAACAGCAGCAGCAGCAGCAGCAGCAGCAACAACAGCAACACGCUGCCAUGUCGAUGAACCAGGCGAGCCAAGGUGCGCAGCAUCAGUCUUCCCCGGCACCGACCACGCCGUCGCCGCAGGCUGACCAUCAGGGCGCCAUCGCGUCCAGCAUGGCGCAGAGCCUGCACAGCCUCGCGCAAGCACAGCAGAGCAUGUCGCAAGCGUCCAGCCCGUCGCUGGCGGUGCAAGCUGUCCAAGCGGCGCAGGCCCUCAAUCAGAACCUAGGCCAGGCGCUCACCCAGGCGCUCACGCAGAACAUGCAGCAGAACCUCGGCCAGACGCUGCAGCACAAUCUGGCGCAGAGCCUGACGCCGAGCCUGUCGCCGCAGCAGCAGCAACAGCUGCUCAACCAGCCGCAGAACCUCAGCCAAGCGAGCCAGAGCCUGCAGCAGAACAUCCAGAGCCAGGCGCAAAACCUCUCGCAAACGUUGCAGCAGCAGGCGCAGAAUCUCACGCAGAAUCUCGGCCAGGCGCUUAACCAGCAGGCGCUGCAGCAGCAGGCGCAGAACCUCACGCAGAAUCUGCAGCAGCAGGCGCAGAACCUCACGCAGAACCUGCAGCAGCAGGCGCUCAACAUGGCCGGUAGCAUCGCGCAGAACGGCGGCCUCGCCGGCAUGAACAUGUCGGCCGGUCAGCAGCCGAAUUCGCAGAACUCGAUGUUGAGCCCGGGCGCGACCAGCCAGGACUCCCACGACGCCACGCUCACGGAAAAGCUCGUCAACGAGUUGCAGUCUCGUGCCUCUGCGGCGGGGCUUGGAGGUGCAGUAGGUGCCGGCGGUGGUGGAGGAAUGGGCAACAUCAGCGAACGCACCCUCGAGGAAUGCUGGUCCACCCUGCAGCGAGUGAGUUGAACACUCAGCCCGUUC
Messenger RNA from Harpegnathos saltator (Jerdon's jumping ant), 1431 nucleotides. RefSeq lists its product as uncharacterized. The coding region runs from base 193 to 1416 and encodes 407 amino acids. The transcript is spliced from 2 exons. The record is from RefSeq and is a predicted model, not a curated record. NCBI's taxonomy places the organism in Eukaryota, Metazoa, Arthropoda, Insecta, Hymenoptera, Formicidae.